GUAAACACGUUUUUUUCUCUUUGUUUUCUUUAAUUUUCCAAUUUUCUCCAGUUUUCCACCGAUUUCAUGUUUUCUGUUUUCUUUUUCUAGUUUUCGGUUAGUAUACGGGCCCUGAAUUUCAUAGAAGUUCAUAGCCGUAAAGAAGAUGGAGAAGCUGAAAUCCGUAGUACCAAGCGCCCUCCGGCAGCAAAUUACAAAGAGCGGUCCUGCUGACCUUCCCGCCACUUGUUCUUCCCUCCUCCACUCCUUCAGUCACCUUCCCCAAUUCCACCAGAUUGUUAAGGAGUUGACAGACCCAAAAAAUGCUUUGUGCCGCAAGGAUUCCAAUGCUGCUUCUGAAUUAAAGCUUCGCGGCAAUGAAUCUUUCUCCAAAGGAGAUUACCAUAAAGCCCUUCAUUUCUAUACACAGGCAUUGCGAUUUGCUCCUUCGAAUAGCGAUGGUAUGGAGAAAAACCUAGUGGCGGUGCUCUAUGUGAAUCGUGCAUCUGCAUUGCAUAAUAUGGGUCUUUUUCUAGAGUGUUUAGAUGACUGUGGCCGAGCUCUUGCAAUUUCUCCAACUUAUGCUAAGGAUCUUAAUAGUUAACUUCAUUUUCAAUAUAUGCGGUUAUUGCGACAUGAUAUCUGCAGGCAUGGUUCAGGAGAUGUAAAGCAAAUACUUCUCUGGGAAACUAUGAAGAAUCAAUUCAAGAUCUUAAGGUUUCCCUAAAGAUGGAAGCUUCGUUGAGUGGAAAGAGGCAAAUAGAAGGCGAACUCGGAAUUAUUUUGGACAGACAAAAACUGAUGCAUAGUUCAUUAUAUGAGUCCAACAAGAAUGGGUCUGAUGCUAGAACUUAUGUGACAGAUGAGCCAGUCCAAGGAAAUGUUCAAUGUGUGUCUCUAUCCACAAAAGGAAGAGGAAUAGUAUCUUGUGCUGAUAUUCAUUUGGGCUCUUUGGUUCAUAAAGAAGAUCCUUAUGCAGCGAUUAUCUUGAAGACCUGCCGGGAGACUAACUGUCAUUUCUGCUUCAAUGAACUACCAGUACAUGCAGUUCCAUGUGAAUCAUGCUCUAUACCAUUAUAUUGCUCUAGUCAAUGCCAAUUAGUAUCUGGAGGAAAAGUGUUUGGUAAAAUUCCCAGGAAAGGUGGCUUUCAUAAAGACCUACCGAAUGAACUUGAAAAAUAUAUUUCUGAAUGCAUUUCAGUUGAUAAUUCAGAUCAAUGUACUGAGCAUAUUCCUGAGCACAGACAUGAAUGUGAAGGCGCUCAUUGGCCUUCAAUAUUACCCUCAGAUGUAGUUUUGGCUGGUCGGGUCAUUGUGAAAUUUAUCGAGCAACAAAAGAAUUCUGGUUGUGUUUCAAACCUCCAAGCAGUUUUGGAUCUCUGCCACAACUAUGCGCACCUCCCUCCUGAUACUAAACUGGAGAUGCAUAUAUACUCAAUCAUGCUGUUGAAUUGUCUUCAAAAAUUUUAUGCACCAAAACUCCCCGUGACAGGGGCUAUCAUUUCACAGGUAGUUAUACUUCUAUCACAAAUCAGAGUGAAUGCAAUGGCUAUUGUCAGGAUGAAAUCUUUUGAUAUGAGAGGGCCUUCAGAUGAGCAUGGGAAUGAUUUUACCAGUACAUUAGAACAGGUCAAGGUUGGUCAAGCUAUAUAUUUGGCGGGUAGUAUGUUUAACCAUUCGUGUAGGCCAAACAGUCAUGCUUACUUUCUUUUACGCACCCUCCAUGUACGAAUCACAGAUUCUGUGUCAGUGGGGUCUGAACUUGAAAUCUCUUAUGGACCACAGAUCGGGCAGUGGGACCACAAAGACCGCCAGAAGAUAUUGAGAGACAACUACUCAUUUAGCUGUCAAUGUAGUGGCUGCUCACAACUAAAUCUAUCUGAUCUAUAUAUUAAUGCUUACAAGUGUGCUAAACCAGACUGUGAUGGUGUGGUUCUUGACAGCACACUCGCUAGCUAUGUGAAACAAAAUGUAGACCCCAUCUUUGGCGACCCGAUCAUUCCCUACACUCCGAAGCAGGUUGAAAGUACUGGAAAUAAUGGAAUCGUUGGACUGGCUCAUUAUGUGGUCGAUAAACAAGAUUAUAAUUAUCUAAAUCCUGGGCAUUGCUUGAAUUGUGGUUCAUAUUGUGAUCUAGAAUCUGCCUCUGCUGCAAUCAGCAAAGCUGAGAAUUGUAUCAGAAGGUUGCAAGAUGCAAUAAGUAUCAAUGAUUUCCAAGCUGAAUCACUUUCCAAUGCCUUGAUGGUUUCUAAUCUUCUGAGAUCAACACUGCAUCCAUGUAACAAGAGAAUAGCUGAGUUUGAGGACAAUAUUGCACAGGCGAUGUGUUUGGUUGGAGAACCACAAGCUGCAAUUGAUCAUUGUAAACUGUCCAUCAAGAUCCUUGAGAAACUCUAUGGUUCAAAUCACAUUGUCAUCGGAAACGAAUUGGUUAAACUCCGAUCCAUUCAAAUGCAACUCGGAGACUGCAAUGCUGAAAUUACUACAAAGAGAGCAUAUGAAAUCUUUUUGCGGCAUUUUGGAUCUCAUACAGGCCUGAUAUUUCCAUGUGGAAUUGGUGGCACCUGAUUGUAAAGUUUACCAUUUUAUAAUCAGUACUCACUGCUACUAUUUAUAAUGCGAUGUUUUUGUUGUUGCAAAUACCAUAAAUGAAUUAAAGUACUGCAUGUGCUAUGGAUUGAAUCCACAAGAAAUUGAAUACUAAUAAUGAAUGGUUGAAAUAACCAAUAAAGUAUUAACU
Molecule: messenger RNA, 2719 nt
Organism: Cuscuta europaea
Lineage: Eukaryota; Viridiplantae; Streptophyta; Magnoliopsida; Solanales; Convolvulaceae
Source: the annotation of a GenBank genome assembly